GUAAGAGAUCAUUUUGAACUGUCAGUUUAACGAAACUGCAAUUGCUUUGCAACUAAAGCUCUAAAAUGUGGUUCAUCGUCGUUGUUUUAGCCUCAAUCAUUGGAGAAAUAAUUGGACUUGGUGAGACAAGUGGACCCUCAAGUAGUAUAGGAGAAUAUCCAUCGACAAACGUUGCACCCAAACCGUAUUCUUUCAAUUAUCAUACAACAGACGAGCUGGGAAACACCCAAUUCAGACAAGAGCAAGGAGACCACACUGGGACCGUAAUCGGAAGUUACGGUUACAGACAUACAAACGGCUUGUACCGUUCUGUAGAAUACAUAGCUAACAAAGGCGGAUUCAAAGCUCAGAUCAAAACAAAUGAGCCUGGUGUUGGACUCAGUGGUCCUGGUCCAGCAGAUGUACACAUUUCAGGCGAGCCAUCGCCACCAGGACUGCAGGAAGCAUUCAACAACCGAAGAAAUCCAGCAGUUUCUGUCCCUGCUGUCGUCAGGUCAGGUUAUUCAGGAAAGAAAGUCUGAAUAGUGCCAGGUAUCUUUCAGAACUGAAUUUGAAUAUCUUACUGCUUGAGAUAGGUCUUUGCUAAAUGAUUGUGUCUGGGAAAGAAUUGCUUUGUGUUGGACGUGGAAUGUUUAAACAGUUUAUGCAACUAUUACUACCUCAAUUGAUGAUUUCUAACUACCUCAUUAAAUUUUUCCUGGAUAACAAUUGUUGUGUCUUGCAUUUAAGGAUCAAGAAUGAUGUAGAGUAUAAUUAAGCACUGUAUACUAUUUAUUGUGUAUUUAAUAAACAUUUAAACUUGAUAAUUUGUCUUUGAUUCACUGUAAAAUUUUGUUAACUAUUGGAAUAUGUUUUUUAAUAUUUGUCUUAAAAUUAGACGAUGUUUGUGGGGAAUGUGUUCAUUAAACAGUCUUUUACUUUUACCAUAUUUUACUGAAGCUGUCAUUUGUACUCUGAGAAAAAGGUAUGGUCAAAUUUAUCAUGUUAUCUGGCUCUAUGG
Messenger RNA from Parasteatoda tepidariorum (common house spider), 1000 nucleotides. Its product is annotated as cuticle protein 10.9-like. Gene Ontology annotation, cellular component: chitin-based extracellular matrix. Gene Ontology annotation, molecular function: structural constituent of chitin-based larval cuticle. NCBI's taxonomy places the organism in Eukaryota, Metazoa, Arthropoda, Arachnida, Araneae, Theridiidae. The record is from RefSeq and is a predicted model, not a curated record.